GCCUGUGAGGUGCGGAGUCACAAGUCGGAGUAAGGAUACGGAACCAUAUGGCCAUGAAACUGUUUGAUGCACACUGUCACCUGCAAGACCCAAGAAUCAUCAACCAGGCUCCACAACUCAUCGCCACCGCCGUCAACUCCGGCGUAGUUCAUUUCGCCGUCAAUGGAGUCUGCGAGAAAGAUUGGCAUCUGGUUAAAGACAUGGCGAAUCAGUAUCCUUCUGUUAUACCUUGCUUCGGUCUCCAUCCCUUGUAUAUUGCCGAGAGAACUCCCAAUUGGAUGAACACUCUUAAAGAAUUUUUUAAGGCCAAUCCCUCUGCUGCUGUUGGAGAGAUUGGUUUGGACAAAGGUUCUCGUGGUAAGAAGAUCGACAUCAUGGAUCAGGUUGAAGUAUUUAAGCAACAACUUGAACUUGCAAAAGAGCUGAAUAGACCGGCGUCCAUUCAUUGUGUCCGUGCAUUUGGUGAUCUUCUUGAGACAAUGAGAAGCAUGGGACCUUUCCCUGCUGGUGUCAUUCUUCAUUCUUACCUAGGUUCUGCUGAGAUGGUUCCUGAAUUUGCCAAGCUUGGUGCAUACUUCUCUUUCUCGGGCUUCCUUAUGUUCAUGAAAGUGCAGAAGGCUAAACGUAUGCUAAAAGCGGUAUCUUCUGACAGAAUUUUGUUGGAGACUGAUUCACCUGAUGCCGUGCCAAAUUCAAAUUUGGAUUCUCUAUUUUUGGUAGAUGGAGAUAAAUCUGCCCCUGAAGGGAUUCAAUCACAAGGAGAAAAUUUUGGUUCAAACACUGCAAGUCUUUCUAAUGAUCGUUCCCAUCCUUCUACGGAUGCAUCAUCACUUCCAAGAGAAACUCUUAAUCAUCCUGCAAAUAUCCUUAACGUACUUGAUUACGUUGCAUCUUUGCUAGACAUGACCAAAGAAGAACUUGCAGGACAUAGUUACAGAAACGCAGUACGGAUAUUUUCUUACCAAAGUUCAAAGGUCUUGGAAAAUAGUAACAGAGUCGCUGGAGCUGGUAGUUAUUGAUUACCUGAUAUUGCAAUGCCACCACAGGCAGCGUACAUUAUGAAUGCUGUUUGAGCUUCGUUUUUCACAUUAGGAUGUUGAUAAUGUUGCAAAGGUGAUGUUAUGAUAAAGAGAAGUUUUGUGAUUAUGAGUAGGUGUGUUCAUGUACUUUUUACACCCUUGACCUUAUAUUAUUGUAAGUAAUAUAAUAUUAUUUGACAUUUAAAGUACAAUGUGUGAGGUAUUAUAAACCUGC
Molecule: messenger RNA, 1254 nt
Organism: Jatropha curcas
Lineage: Eukaryota; Viridiplantae; Streptophyta; Magnoliopsida; Malpighiales; Euphorbiaceae
Product: TatD related DNase
Molecular function (GO): hydrolase activity, acting on ester bonds
Source: RefSeq, a predicted model, not a curated record